Molecule: messenger RNA, 841 nt
Organism: Aspergillus fijiensis CBS 313.89
Lineage: Eukaryota; Fungi; Ascomycota; Eurotiomycetes; Eurotiales; Aspergillaceae
Exons: 1
Coding region: 489-644 (51 amino acids)
Source: RefSeq, a predicted model, not a curated record
GCAUGAUCAACUGAGAGUGUCAUUGGAAUUAUUAUAAUUAUUAUUCUUAUCAUUAUUAUUAUUGUUAUUAUUAUUUCAGUUUCGAUUUCUUUUGAAAGUUCGCAGCUUGGGUCACAGUUGCUGGGCCAUCUUGAUCAGUUGGCGUAGAAAGGCUUGUUGCGGCACAGUCGACCGCAGUCAUUCUUUAUCACUUGGAGAUUUUGGAAGUCUGCGUCCAUCAAACCGCGAGAUUUUUUUAUUUAAGGCCCUGCACAACCCGGCCAGAGAUUCAAUUUCAUCGGCAACAUCAGCUUUCCUCUCCGCGACUCAAAUCAGCACUUCCUCUGAGCUCUUAAGCCUCCUUCUCCACUCAAUCUCGAAACCCGUUUGAGCCCUCUGCCACUAUCACAAGUCAAUCUUGCCUGCUGUUCGUCACUGCAUCUUCUCCGCUCACCAUCUGCGUCUAUUUCCAUACCCAGACCACCACCCUCAAGACCCAAUCAUUCAAGAUGUGCUCCCAGUAUUACCUCAAGUUCGACUGCGGCUGCACCGUUGCGGAAGGCGAUGUGGUCUUCUGCGCAAAGCGAGGCACCUCGUGCACCGGAGUGCGAACGCAGAUCCGGCGCCGGGAGGGCUACAACUGCCCUGAGCAUGGUGGCCCUUAGACCCGGACCCCAAUUGUGAGUACUACCACUACCGAAGAUCCACCUGCGCAAGACCCAAGACUACCGGAUCCAACCGUGGAUACACAGAGCAUACUAUGAAACUAACUGCAUGGGUGGCGCAGGCAGACGCCGAGGGAAGCUUAGGGAGGGAGCCUGGCCUGAGCUAGGUACCGGUUUUUUUUGUCACCAUCCUGCAG